CGCUUGAUAGAAAAAGAGAGAGAGAUGUGCGCUCCUCCACUCUUUCCCUUCCCCCGCCUCUCUCUCCUCUCUCUCUCUCUCACUCUUUCUCUCUCUCUCGUUCUCGAAACCCUAGAAGUGGGGGGUGGGAGACACGAUCGGAUCUUGGAUUCGCCUCCGCCACUCGGGAAAGAAUCCUCCGAUCGGAUCGAUCGGCAUCGGAAUCGGAAUCGGAAGAUUUAGGGCGUUUGGGAGGAAGAGUUUGGGGUAAGGGCGAUGGAGAGCGCUCGGGAUGCUCGCCGGCGUCGGAUCUUGGAGCGGGGAUCGAACCGCCUCGCGUUCAUCACCGGUGAAUCCCCAUCCCUGCCGCCCAAGCCAGAAGACGAAGUGGAACGCGGUCCCAAAACCACCACCGUUGCUUCGCUUAGUGAGAACGGUACUCCUGUAAUUGAGGCUGCCGAGCAAUGGAAAAAUAAGGAAGAUGAAGCAUAUCAAGGGGUUGUUGAUACUGGAGAUAUCUCUGAGAAAUCCGAGCAAACGGAUCAAACCCCUGAACCUCAUUUAAAUGAUGAAAUCAUGAAACAUGGGAUAAAAAAUGAUGCUCCCACACUUGACGCUACUACCAGCUCUUCACUCAACAGGCUGAACAUCAUCAAUGACAAAGAAGUGCGUACCUCUUCAGUGGCUCACAGCCAACCUGAUCGACGACUUCCUGGAACAGCUCUUACUCCUUCAGUCGCCCAUUCAAAGAAUCACUCCAUUUUCACAUGGAGUAGAAUAAGCCAUUCCAUUUCAGCUUCUGAAAACAUCCGUUUGCUUUCGGCCGUCGCCAUAGCCUUUUUGGUGAUCCUGUCAAACCAUCAGUAUAAUAUCAGCGGUGGACUUUUUAGAGGUAUGAUAUGUUCUAGGCCGCUUUUACUCGUCUUACUCACUGAUGCGUCCAUUGUUCUCGGUCGGUUGAUGGUAAUUAAAAGUAAUGAUCAAAAGGAGGAGAAAACGAGGGCUAGAAACAACGAUAACGGUUCGGCAGACAGCAUUGGAAGAACCUUGGAGGUUGGGUUGGUUUUCCAAAAGGCCAUGAGAUCCUUCUUUAUGGAUUGCAUCAUAUGUGCUGUUAUAAUGAUCUGUGGUCUUAAGUAGAGUUUAAGCUCUCUAUCCUCAUCCUUUUUCCCUUUUUUCUUUUGUAAAUUUUGCGAUGUCUUCAUCAUGAAGGUUCUUAACUCUUUCGCCUACUUUUUUUUGCUAUUUUAACUAGAAAGAGAUGCAGAUUUGUUGCUUUAUCAUCUCUUUACACUGUUUUGCUAACAUUUCCCAUGCAUGAUAUAUGAUUUACUAAUUGAGAAA
Ananas comosus (pineapple) is the source of this 1323-nucleotide messenger RNA. RefSeq lists its product as uncharacterized. The transcript has 3 exons. Lineage: Eukaryota; Viridiplantae; Streptophyta; Magnoliopsida; Poales; Bromeliaceae. The record is from RefSeq and is a predicted model, not a curated record. Bases 256 to 1119 code for a protein of 287 amino acids.